This is a messenger RNA of Balaenoptera musculus (blue whale), 4846 nucleotides long. RefSeq names its product sprouty RTK signaling antagonist 4 (gene SPRY4). Lineage: Eukaryota; Metazoa; Chordata; Mammalia; Artiodactyla; Balaenopteridae. Gene Ontology annotation, biological process: negative regulation of fibroblast growth factor receptor signaling pathway; multicellular organism development; animal organ development. The record is from RefSeq and is a predicted model, not a curated record. Gene Ontology annotation, cellular component: cytosol; membrane. Bases 329 to 1228 code for a protein of 299 amino acids. The transcript has 4 exons.
GGAGGCAGCGAGAGGGGCUGACAGCGCGGUGCUGGCGCUGAGGAGCGCAGGGAGCAGUGCCGGUUCCUCCGGCCGGCGUCUGCGAGGACGGCGGCGUCCGACCCACUCGGGUUCGGGAAUUCACACAGAAGUGGAGCAAUGCUUGUGACUCUGCGGCUCCUCAAAAGCCAAAGGAAGAAGGUGAUGAAGGGCAACAUAACCGAAGACUGUAUUACCUCUUCCAGACCAAGCCAGCCUGCAUUGAGCUGUCUGCCGCCUUGAUGCUCAGCCCCUCCCCACAGGGCCCCUAGAAGCCUGUUUCUCUGCACAGCCCAGGACCUCUGGCCCCAUGGAGCCCCCGAUCCCACAGAGCGUCCCCUUGACUCCCAGCUCAGUCAUGGUCCAGCCCCUUCUGGACAGCCGUAUGGCCCACGGCCGGCUCCAGCACCCCCUCACCAUUCUCCCCAUCGACCAGAUGAAGACCAGCCACGUGGAGAACGACUACAUCGACAAUCCUGGCCUGGCACCCCCCACCGGCCCCAAGCGGACCCGGGGCGGAGCCCCAGAGCUGGCCCUGACCCCCGCCCGCUGUGACCAGGACGUCACCCACCACUGGAUCUCGUUCAGCGGGCGCCCCAGCUCUGUGAGCAGCAGCAGCAGCACGUCCUCUGACCAGCGCCUCUUAGACCACAUGGCCCCGCCGCCCGUGGCCGACCAGGCCUCCCCGAGGGCCGUGCGCAUCCAGCCCAAGGCCAUCCACUGCAAGCCCCUGGACCUCAAGGGCCCGGCCGUCCCCCCAGAGCUGGACAAGCACUUCCUGCUGUGCGAGGCCUGCGGGAAGUGUAAGUGCAAGGAGUGCGCGUCCCCCCGGACGUUGCCCUCCUGCUGGGUCUGCAACCAGGAGUGCCUGUGCUCCGCCCAGACGCUGGUCAACUAUGGCACCUGCAUGUGCCUGGUGCAGGGCGUCUUCUACCACUGCACCAACGAGGACGAUGAGGGCUCCUGCGCCGACCACCCCUGCUCCUGCUCCCGCUCCAACUGCUGCGCCCGCUGGUCCUUCAUGGGCGCCCUCUCCCUGGUGCUGCCCUGCCUGCUCUGCUACCUGCCUGCCACCGGCUGUGUGAAGCUGGCCCAGCGCGGCUACGACCGCCUGCGCCGCCCCGGAUGCCGCUGCAAGCACACGAACAGCGUCAUCUGCAAGGCAGCCGCCGGGGACGCCAAGGCCAGCAGACCCGACAAGCCUUUCUGACACCUGGGGUCGAGUCCCGGCGCUUCCCCCUGGGAACUUGGUUCCCUGCUCACACCUGAGAAGGACCACCACAGCGAGGCCAGAGGUUUUAGCAUCCUCAGGCUGACCCUGCCAGUCUGCCCACUCCCUGCCCCCAGCUUCUGAAGAAACAGAGACCACAAUCACCCAUCCUUCUCUUCCCCAAAAGGAUGAAGAAGCACUUUGGGUUUUUUUGUUUUUUUUUUUCAGGGUCCUGGAACUUUGUGUGAAACAGAUAGUGGCAGGGGCGUGGUGUGGUUUGGGGGCGAUUUUUCUUUUUCAGAAGAUGGAAUACAGAUGUGGACACAUAUCCGGAAGUUGCAGCUGCUUGAAUGCCUUCCCAGCCCUCCUCCUCCCUCCCUCUCUCCCCGCUCUUUUGCAUUCCCUCUGGCUGCCUGGGAGGAAUCGGUAACUGAGUGGCCAGGGGACCUUGGAAGAAGACCCUUGGAGUUUUGCCGUCUAUACCUUCUUCUCUCAGCCUCUACCCCGGUUUGCCCCCGACAUCUUGGGGAAGGUGUAGACCCUGGCGAUCCCUGUUGUAUAUACUUGGGAGCCCCCCUCGUUCCUCGCUCUGCCCGGAGCCACGGAUGGAUUUAGGAACCACUGCACAGUACCUUUUCUCCCUUCCAGCUUCCUCACUAACUCUUGGGGGUGUUCCACUCAUAACACCGUCCUUCGGCUCUUACUGGGUCACAGACUCACCCGCCCGCUACGUGUCCCAAGUUCUCUCUACCCAGAUCUUUUCCAGAAACUUUAUGGGUAGAGAAGGCCAGGGCGGCAAAUUCGAGACCAAAUAGCAUUUUGCCAAUGAGUCUGAGGCUGUGGUCUCUGGAUCCAGUCAUCAUGUUUUUAUAGAAUCAUUAAACCAGAUGCUAACGGUGUUUUAAGAAAUAAUAAAACACUUGCUUCCUUUUGGGCCACCCCCAGGAAGGGCUGAUUUCAAAAUCUGGGGGGCGAGCAACCUCAAGGAACACAAUCCCCCUCCCCACCAAGAAGAGGAUUUUAACAGCAAAGAAGAGAAGCAGCACCUCCCAUUGGCAGAGUGAGAAUUGAGGCGAGCUGGGUGUGGGUUUCUUCUCUCCUGAUUCUGCUGCUUGCUGUCAUAGCCUUUUGUGUACAGUGUCUGUAUCUUUAAUGUAAAUAGACAGAUGAUGAAAAAAGAGUCUAUUUUAGUGUUAGGAAGCCCUGGCGGGGGAGUCAGAAGAAUGCGGGUGGGGGAAAGAUUCUCCGGGGGCUUCUUGGGAUUGAGCCCUGCUUCUGUGCGUGGCUACAUGAGCCCCUCCCAACAGCCCCCAAAGACGUAGCAACUCUUUCUCUCAAGGUGCUAAAGGACUCAGAAAGUGCAGCUCGUCCGGUGGGUAGGUACUUGUUGCAUGCAAAAGCUGUAGUGUGUCCGGUCCUUCCUCCCUAGCUAUUGUGCGGGGUUUUUGCUUAGUGUGGUAUUUUGUGCCUCCCUCUUUUUCCCCCCAUGAGAGAAAGUAGUCUGGGUCAGAAAAGCUACCCCAGCUGAUAUUGGAAGUGCACUAGGCACAGCGUUUGUAGCAUUUCCAGUUUGUUCUGUAGGAACAGAACAGCCUCCAGGAAGGAGGCAGGUAGCUGUGAUUGAUGGUCAUGCACCCAGUGCUUCUCAAGGACUUUUUUUUUUUUCCCCUUCUUGAAGACUAGUAGUAACAUCUUAUGAUUUAGAAUAAGUUAAUUGUAACCGUAGGUAUUUAUUGACUGGUGGAAAGGAGGGGAGGGUCUUAUUAUUUUAGGCUUUAUUUAUAUAACAUAUGCUGGCUUGUAAAAGGCAAAUAUGAAAUACUGCAUCUGCGUUUUCUAAGGCUGAUUCCUGUAGCUACCUUUGCCACAGUCGUGAUGGAUGUAUGGAUAUUCUUGCACAAAUCAGAGGGAAUGGUAGAAAAAACACAUUCAGCCAACCACUUAUCCUAAUUGAAUGUAUCAGAUGUGUACUGAAGGGACUGGAGAUGUUUUCCUCAGAACAGGUGUGCAGAGGUUACCCCAAAAAAGAGAGGGCACACGUCCUCUCUUGGUGAGACCUCAGAACUUUUCCCAAAGCCCCUCCCUCAAAUGUCUCCAUGGGAAACUUGACCCAGUGGCAAGUUGCACUUUGGUGAUCUUUGGAGUUCUACACGCCCAUUCUGUGGAGAAUUGAUUUACAUAAGCUGUGCAUACACACACACACAUACAUACAUACAUACAUACAUACAUACAUACAUACAUAUACCCCUACCCCACAGUCUCUAUCUACAUAGACCCUGUUACCUGGCAAACAGCCUCCUGAACCCUGACUUUUUGUGUAUAUAGCUAUAAACAUGGAUUUUUCUGGGUUUUGGCUUUCUUUUUUCCCUUCCCCCUGUCUUGGCUUGUUCUUUUUGGUUUGCAUCUAGCCUACUAGAUGGAUGUCUGCAGAACUCUGUGUGUCCUGUGUGCUCAACUUCGGUUCACCCAGCUUUGUUGCAUAGCUAUCCCUCAGCAUGUUUUCCUUGGCAAAAAGAACACUGGCUUGCCCAUGGCCCCGGGGGCCAGUCAAGGACCACUGAGGGACCUAGCUCUCAGAAACACGACACAUUUCUGUGGCUGCUUCUGGCUGGUUGCGUGUCCUGUCACCAAUGGCUUGCUCGGCUGGAUUAUGCCUCGUGUUGACCUUUUUUUGACAAGUGCCAGCUGCUUCCCACUUCUGUUCAACCUGGGGUGGCUGGUGGUUCUGCCUGGAACCGGGGGUGGGAUCCACAAACCUGGGUCCAGGAUGCUUGUCCUAAGGGGCCAAGGCUGCUUCCCCUCAGGGGUGGGUUUGUGAAGGCCCAACACUCCAGCCGGCACCCUGGGAACUGGGUCUAGGAGAGCCCAGCCCUCGCAGGUAGAUGACGGGGUACAACCAAGGCUCCUCAAGGUCGCUGGCUGGGAGGAGUCAAUACCAGUCCCCGCUAUUGAUGUGGGCCCUUCACAGCUGACAGAGAUGGAAGACUAUCACGUGACGCGCCUGGUUCUUUCCGCGUUCUGGAGUCUGCGUGCAUCCCUGUUGGGCAUCGAGCGAGGGGCCCAGUUAGAUUAUGAUGAGCCCAAGUGUGGAAAGCGUGGGCUGAGACCAGCAUCCAGAUCCCGUCACCUUCAUGGUCUCUGUGCUGCCCCAGGAGAUGUCCGGUGGGGUGUAGGCAGCACAACUUGGCACUGUGCAAGUCACCAGGGCAUCCCGCAAACUUCCCUGGCCUUCUGCUUCAUGCCUUCGGUAAGCAUUUUCAUGCCCUCUGCUUACUGUGACAGGUGAUGACAAAUCUUACGCUGCCAUUUUUUGCUGUGGGUAACUCUGUGUGGUGUCUUAUCUUGCUUUCUCUUCUCACUGCCCCACGGUUUGGUUUCAUGUUACAAACAGAAAAGCUGUUCAAGGGUCCCACCCUGGCACAUUUUCCCUCUUCACUGUAACCCCUUCUCACCCCACAUCAAAAGUUACCACAGAAGGUUUCCUUUGUAUAGAAUAUUUAUUUUGAAGCUCUAUUUUAAUAGUAUUUAUUUUAGAAAGUCUACUAUUGUAAGAGUUCUUCUGUUUGUGAAGAAAAAGCAAGUUAAAAACUGAAUGUACUGAUCUAGAAAAUAUAUAUA